Messenger RNA from Beta vulgaris subsp. vulgaris (sugar beet), 1802 nucleotides. RefSeq names its product histone deacetylase 9. The transcript is spliced from 14 exons. NCBI's taxonomy places the organism in Eukaryota, Viridiplantae, Streptophyta, Magnoliopsida, Caryophyllales, Amaranthaceae. The record is from RefSeq and is a predicted model, not a curated record. Gene Ontology annotation, molecular function: histone deacetylase activity. The coding region runs from base 154 to 1389 and encodes 411 amino acids.
CAUACAGAUUAAAAAAAAAAAAAAGCCAUCCGCGCUCAACUCUUCUUUCUCUUUCUCCAGUUUCAACUGCCCCAUCUAACAGUAAUGCCGUAAAGCAGCUUAUUCACACUUCCCUGCUCAUCUCUUCAUCUUCUGCAACUACUUUCUCUAAAGAUGCGCUCCAAAGACAAAAUCUCUUACUUCUACGACGGUGAUGUUGGGAGUGUUUACUUCGGGCCUAAUCAUCCCAUGAAGCCUCAUAGGUUAUGUAUGACUCAUCAUCUCGUCUUAUCCUACGACCUUCACAAGAAGAUGGAAAUCUAUAGGCCGCACAAAGCGUAUCCAGUAGAGUUAGCUCAGUUUCAUUCAGCUGAUUAUGUGGAGUUUUUGCAUCGAAUUACGCCCGAGAAGCAGCAUCAAUUUAUGACUGAAAUGGCCAAAUAUAAUCUUGGAGAAGAUUGUCCAGUCUUUGACAAUUUGUUUGAGUUUUGUCAAAUUUAUGCGGGUGGAACCAUCGAUGCUGCUCGUAGGUUGAACAAUCAACUUUGUGAUAUUGCUAUAAAUUGGGCGGGUGGCUUGCAUCAUGCGAAGAAAUGCGAGGCUUCCGGAUUCUGUUACAUUAAUGACUUAGUUUUGGGUAUUUUGGAGCUUUUGAAAUACCAUGCCCGUGUUCUUUACAUUGAUAUAGAUGUACAUCACGGUGAUGGUGUUGAAGAGGCAUUCUAUUUCACUGACAGAGUGAUGACUGUUAGUUUCCAUAAAUAUGGUGAUCUCUUCUUUCCUGGAUCAGGAGAUGUCAAGGAAACUGGGGAGAGGGAAGGGAAAUACUAUGCCAUAAACGUUCCUCUUAAGGAUGGUAUUGAUGACACUAGCUUUACUAGAUUGUUCAAGACGAUUAUUUCUAAGGUUGUCGAGUUUUAUCAGCCUGGAGUGAUUGUUCUGCAAUGUGGAGCGGAUUCUCUUGCUGGUGACAGAUUAGGCUGCUUCAACCUCUCUAUUGAUGGGCAUGCAGAAUGCGUUAGGUUUGUGAAGAAAUUUAAUCUUCCCUUGCUGGUUACUGGAGGAGGUGGCUACACAAAGGAGAAUGUUGCUCGAUGCUGGACUGUAGAAACAGGGGUUCUUUUAGAUACAGAUCUGCCAAAUGAGAUUCCUGAUAAUGAGUAUAUCAAAUAUUUCGGACCAGAUUAUUCCUUAAGGAUUCCCAAUGGACACAUUGAGAACCUGAACAGUAAAUCAUAUUUGACAACAAUCAAGAUGCAAGUUCUCGAAAAUCUUCGGUGUAUUCAACAUGCACCAAGUGUACAAAUGCAAGAGAUUGAUUGCAGGUUCCCCCUGAUUUUUAUGUUCCCGACUUUGAUGAAGAUGAAAACCCCGAUGAGCGAAUUAACCAGCACACACAGGAUAAGCUAAUCCAGAGGGAUGAUGAGUAUUAUGAUGGUGACCAAGACAAUGAUCACAACAUGGACGAUAUAUAGGGGUGUCGAUUGAAGACUUGAAAUCACAUUCUUUUGGACUUAAUUAGUGCUGCUAUUGGGAAUGUAAAUAAUUAGGUUAUAAUUUAGAGUACACCUAUUAAUGUGAUAGGCAGUUUGCAUUUUAGUCGGCUUAAUUUGAGCUUAUGUGUCAGUUACCAUGUAAAUUUGAAAGAUAAUCGUAAUAUUAUGGAAUAGGUCAAUUUUUUCCCCACAAAUUUAGUCAAGAGUAGCAGACAUUCAAGUUUUUGUAGAUUGAGAUCUUAUAUUUUGUGUAAGUUUAUUGUUGGUAAUUUCCGUAGAGUAUGUGUGUUGUCCAACAUACUUCUAUUUGUGUUGUUUCUUCCUUGC